Messenger RNA from Fusarium sp. VM40, 2244 nucleotides. Lineage: Eukaryota; Fungi; Ascomycota; Sordariomycetes; Hypocreales; Nectriaceae. The record is from the annotation of a GenBank genome assembly.
AUGGCGGUAAAUCGCAUUCGCGGCGCCUUUGCCGUGCCUCGCAAGGGUGAGACCUUUGAGCUGCGCGCUGGCCUGGUUUCGCAGUACGCAUACGAGCGCAAGGAGUCCAUCCAGAAGACCAUCAUGGCCAUGACGUUGGGCAAGGAUGUGUCGGCGCUCUUCCCCGAUGUGCUCAAAAACAUUGCGACGGCCGAUCUUGAUCAGAAGAAGCUCGUAUACCUCUAUCUGAUGAACUACGCCAAAUCGCAUCCCGACCUUUGCAUUCUCGCCGUUAAUACAUUCGUCCAAGACUCGGAAGAUCCGAAUCCGCUGAUACGAGCACUGGCGAUUCGAACAAUGGGAUGUAUCAGAGUAGAUAAGAUGGUGGAUUAUAUGGAAGAGCCCCUGAGGAAGACAUUGCGAGACGAAUCGCCCUACGUGCGCAAGACAGCUGCUAUCUGCGUCGCCAAACUAUUUGACCUCAACCCGCAGAUGUGUAUCGAAAACGGCUUUUUGGAGGCUCUCCAAGAGCUGAUUGGAGACCCUAACCCCAUGGUUGUCGCCAACUCAGUGACUGCUUUGUCUGAGAUUACCGAGACGGCACCCGAGACGAGGGCACUGAUUGUUACGCCUGUGACGCUGAAGAAGUUGCUUAUGGCUCUUAACGAAUGUACGGAGUGGGGACGAGUCACUAUUCUGACAACCCUGGCCAACUACUCUGCGUCUGAUCAGAAGGAGUCGGAGCAUAUCUGUGAGCGAGUGGCGCCUCAGUUCCAGCAUGUUAACCCUAGUGUGGUUCUUGCAGCUGUCAAGGUCGUUUUCAUUCACAUGAAGGCUCUCAACCCCGAUAGUGUGAGGUCAUACCUCAAAAAGAUGGCCCCUCCUCUGGUUACUUUGGUUGCUUCGCAGCCCGAGGUUCAAUAUGUUGCUUUGAGAAACAUUGACCUUCUCCUCCAGGCUAAGCCCGACAUUCUCAGCAAGGAAAUGCGCGUGUUCUUCUGCAAAUACACUGACCCAGAAUAUGUUAAGCUUCAAAAGUUGGAGAUCAUGGUUAGAAUAGCAAACGAGCACAAUUAUGAGCAGCUUCUCGCCGAGUUGAAGGAAUAUGCCCUGGAAGUGGAUAUGGACUUUGUCCGAAGAGCUGUCAAGGCCAUUGGCCAGGUGGCUAUCAAGAUUGAGAACGCCGCUGAGAAGUGCGUUGCCGCUCUUGAGGAUCUCAUCUCUACCAAGGUCAACUAUGUCGUUCAGGAGGUGAUUGUUGUCAUCAAGGAUAUUCUGCGAAAGUACCCCGGUUACGAGGGUGUUAUCCCUACCCUCUGCAAGCACAUCGACGAAUUGGAUGAGCCCACCGCUCGUGGAUCUCUCAUCUGGAUUGUUGGUGAGUAUGCCGAGAAGAUCAACAACGCAGAUGAGAUUCUGGAGAGUUUUGUCGAGUCUUUUAUGGAAGAAUUCACACAGACGCAAUUGCAAAUUUUGACAGCUGUGGUGAAGCUGUUCCUGAAGAAGCCCGGCAGCAGCCAAGGUCUUGUUCAAAAGGUUCUCCAAGCAGCUACAGCGGAGAACGAUAACCCCGAUAUCCGCGAUAGGGCAUACGUCUACUGGCGUCUGCUCUCCUCAGACCCCGAGGUUGCUAAGAGUAUUGUCCUAUCUCAGAAGCCUACAAUCACAACUACCAUGACGACGCUGCCCCCAGCCCUUCUGGAGCAGCUUCUUACCGAACUUUCUACUCUUGCUUCAGUCUACCACAAGCCUCCGGAGUCAUUUGUUGGCAAGGGUCGCUUCGGUGCCGACGAGAUCCAGCAGGCUGCCAUCCAAGAGCAGAAGCAAAACGCCGAAGAAAACCCCAUUGCUGCUUCAGUUGCCGCAGCUAACUCUAACGGAUCUGGUGGUGCCUCUCAGAACAACAUCGAGAACUUGCUCGAUAUUGACUUCGAUGGUGCGGCACCUGCAUCUCAUGAACAGAACAGUGCUUCGGCAACCCCUGACAGAGUGGCCAGUCCAUCUGCCGGGGCACCCUCGAGCGGUAUGGCUGAUAUGAUGAGCAUGUUUGAUGCGCCGGCGCAACCUUCAGGCGCAGGAGCACCUGCACAAGCUGCAGCUCCCAGGAACAAUAUGAGCGACUUGAUGAAUGGCUUCGAGGGCAUGAACUUUGGUAGCCCAGCAGCUGGUGAGCCUUUGCCAGCAGCCAUGCAGCUGCAGCAGGCCCAAGGAGGACCUCCUCAGCAACCCAAGAAGGAUAGCGAGGACUUGCUGGGACUGUUGUAG